AAAGCCCUAAACGUGGUGUGAGGACCUUCUCUUGUUGUCCAGCUCCAAGAUGGUGUCCCGCAAGGCCGUGGCUGCCCUGCUGGUGGUGCAUGUGGCCACCACGCUGGCCUCCCAGACAGAAGCUUUCGUUCCCUUCUUUACCUACAGCGAACUCCAGAGGAUGCAGGAAAAGGAGCAGAACAGAGGGCAAAAGAAAUCCCUGAGUGUACAGGAGAGGCCUGAGGAAGUGGAUCCUCUUAACCCUGUGGAGCCCCAAGAGGGAGAAAGAGUUAUCAAGCUGACUGCUCCCAUGGAAAUUGGAAUGAGGAUGAACUCCAGGCAGCUGGAAAAGUACCGGUCCGCCCUGGGAGGGCUGCUGAACGAGGUGCUGCUGUCCACCCAGAACGAGACCAAGUGAUGCCCACUCCAGGGAGAAGACGGACUAACCAGGAGCCCCCUCCCAUUUGAGGGAGGCCUGGAAACCUGUGGUCCAUCCACUGCAUUUAGAAGGAAAACACCC
Manis pentadactyla (Chinese pangolin) is the source of this 499-nucleotide messenger RNA. RefSeq names its product motilin (gene MLN). The coding region runs from base 50 to 397 and encodes 115 amino acids. NCBI's taxonomy places the organism in Eukaryota, Metazoa, Chordata, Mammalia, Pholidota, Manidae. Gene Ontology annotation, molecular function: motilin receptor binding; hormone activity. The record is from RefSeq and is a predicted model, not a curated record. The transcript is spliced from 4 exons. Gene Ontology annotation, cellular component: extracellular region.